AUAAAGUUUUGUCGAUAUGUUUUCAUCGGAUUUUUUCCGAUAUGUCACUUUUCAUGUUUCCUUUGUGAUUUUCCACAAUUCUUAUUUAUCCAUCUAAAAUUUUCUAACUGAAAGUCUCAUAAAAUGCGAAACAAAGCAAUAUUUAUCGACAGUUUUCCAUUUUUUCCUUUAUUUUUGGAAAAAAUUGAAUGAUGGGUUAUGAUCAUGGCUGAAUCAAACAUUAAUAGCAAUGAUUUUCAUACUGCAAUUUUCAGGGAAAUUUACAAAAACACUUGGCUCAAAAAAGUAUCCUCGCAUUCGAAAAAGAAAAGAGAAAGGCUGUGGAUAGUAUUUUGUGUUCAUGAUGAUGUGAAUGCAUUUCUGGAAGCAUACUCUGAUAGUAAAUGUGCUAUAUUACAUAAACCGUGUCAAUACUUUUUUUUGAACACAACACAGCAUGUUACUUCUUCUAUAUGUCCUAAUAACCAAGAAUAUGAAUUUUGUAUUACUUUACACAAUGAAAUUCUUAGAUUGGCAGCUCCUUCUCAAGAUGUUAUGCAUGAAUGGGUUGAAAUCUUACGUAAUAAAUUGAAAGAGAUGAAAAUAUUAUGUCCUUUGGAAAAUCUAUAUACAAAGUUACCUGAACCAAAAAAUGGUCUUCCAUUAUUAUCAACAAGAGAUCCAAACUCUCCUUUGCCUCCACCCCCUAUGGGUACAAGAAGUGACCUUACAAGAAUGAUUAAUGAUGCACCUGGCUCCUCUGGUCAUUCUAGAGUUACAAAUACACCAUCUAGAAGAAGAUCUGAGUCCAGUUCUUCAUGUGAUAGUUUUAGUAUUUCACAAAAUGCUCAUGAAAAUGAUGUUUUCAAUUUUGAAAAUUUGAACAGACUAUUAGAUAGUCCUCCACUAUCUGCUCCUGCUAGUAUGAAUCACUAUGAACCUGUCUUCCAAGUACCUUCUUCUCCAGGUCCUUCGUCUAGACCUGAAAUAGAUUCCCAAAAUAGAAUGGUGGCCACUAGUUGUACAAGGUUUUUAAUGCCACCACCAAGACCAUAUAAAACACUUAGAGAGCAGCAAGUCCAACAAUUACAAAAUGAAAUAAAACAUCCAUGUGGCGUUAGACUACAACUAAGGAGACGAGACUGUUUAAAUGCAAUAGCUUUUGUAGAUGCCUUAGAUUCUGUAUGGAUUUGUGGGUGGAAACAGAAGGAACAUCCAAUGCUCUACAAUGCAUUACACAUUGGUGAUCAAGUUAUGAGUGUUGAAGGAAUGGUAGUGAAAACUGCAUAUCAAGUCAGAAGGAUACUUAAAAGUCACAGUGCUAUCUAUAUCAACAUUAUAAUUAAAAGGAUUCCAUUCGGUAAAGUUUUUGUAAUCCAUCGAGAAAUUGAAGGACAGCCGCUUGGUAUAAUUCAAGAGAAUAAUACAGCUGUCAUUGAAACUGUCCAAGCUGAUAGUUUGGCAGCUAAAUACGGAUUGCCUUGUAGAGCGAUGACCUGUGAUGGCACAGGUUUCACCAAUUGGGUUUUAACAGAAAUUAAUUGCCGUCCUCUAAAUUUAUAUUUCAAGAAAAAUCAAGUAAGAGAUCGCCUUAACGCAGUGGGUAGAGAUAUAUCCAUUCUAGUACAACCUUUGGACCUAGUUAAACAACUCAAAAAAGAAUUAAAAUCAAUUAGAAAUUACAAAGAGUAUCUUCUUCAAUGAGUACAAAUAGUAGAUUAUUCAUGUGAUUUGAGCAGUAUUAUGUCCAAUUGUGAAAUUUCACUAGUUUAAUGCUGGCAUGAUUUGAUGAAAAAAUGAUAUGAUAAAUUUCAAGCAAAAAACACCUGCACAAUCUUGAGAUAAAAAAUAGCUGAGUAAUGUACUUGAUUGAUGGGUAAACAGGCAGUUGCUACUUUAAAUAAGACAAUCACAGGCAACUUCUUUCGUAUAAUACACAAAUUAAAAAAAAAUCAUUCAAUGGAAACUUAGGUCUGAAAAAAUAUUCUGUGAUUUUAAAUAUUGCUUUUUGUAUUAUAUACAAAUAAAAAAACAGUACAUUUAUAAUUUAUGAAUAUAUUUCAUCAAAAUACAUAAUAACUAAGCUGUAUUUUAUUGUAGUUUUUAUAUGUAUUGAAAUAAAACAUAAUAUUCAGCAAAAAUA
Molecule: messenger RNA, 2122 nt
Organism: Harmonia axyridis
Lineage: Eukaryota; Metazoa; Arthropoda; Insecta; Coleoptera; Coccinellidae
Exons: 6
Coding region: 199-1683 (494 amino acids)
Cellular component (GO): plasma membrane; cytoplasm
Source: RefSeq, a predicted model, not a curated record